Messenger RNA from Anneissia japonica, 828 nucleotides. RefSeq names its product baculoviral IAP repeat-containing protein 3-like. The transcript has a single exon. Gene Ontology annotation, biological process: regulation of cell cycle. The record is from RefSeq and is a predicted model, not a curated record. The coding region runs from base 1 to 828 and encodes 275 amino acids. Gene Ontology annotation, cellular component: spindle microtubule; nucleus; cytoplasm. NCBI's taxonomy places the organism in Eukaryota, Metazoa, Echinodermata, Crinoidea, Comatulida, Comatulidae.
AUGCAAAAGGAAAUUAUGCAGAGAACCGCUACCUUUCCAAAAUUUGAAGACGAGGAAGACAGGGUGAAAACCUUUCGCAACUGGCCGCAUGACAGACCCGACGGAAGGUCGAUGUCGGAAGCGGGGUUCUUUUACGGGGGUUUCGAAGAUAACGCCAGGUUUUUCUUCUGCGGAAUAUUGCUGUGCCGAUGGGAGCCGGGCGACCUUCCUCUUUCUGAACACGCCGAACACGGGAGUUCGUGCUUGUGGUUGCGGCGCAAGACGAAGGAAACCCUUAUUUCCAAGAUUAAUUUUGCCUCCGAAUUCGGAUUCGACAGCGACGUAAUCGCAAAGGUUGUGAGCGAUCAUCUAGAGAAGAAAGGACAAGUGUUCUCGCUGACAAACGAAGUUCUGAUCUCGAGCAUAAUCGACUUCGAUGAAAAUGGGGCCGACGACAGGAAAAAGGACGGGGUCGAAGAUCCGUUGAAACACGAGGGCUUGGUGUCUCUGAUCGUCGAACUUCGCUUGGAAGAAGAUGCCGAAGACGAACGUCCGGAACGAAAAGAAAAGGAAGAAGGAGUUCGUGCGCCUGUCGAAAGCUAUACGAACAACGUACGCGUCGGCGACGACGACGACGACGACGACGAGAAAUCUCGCGGAGAUCUAUUGAGGGAAAUUACCGAUCUCAAGGACGAGAUGUCGUGCAAGGUGUGCAUGGAUCGCGAUUCGAUCGUCCUCCUGACUCCGUGCAACCAUCUCGUCUGCUGCGACUCGUGUUCCAUAAGGUUAGCGUCGUGUCCGAUCUAUCGUACAAAAGUCGGUGAGGUCGUCAAAGUUUACCACAGUUAG